This is a messenger RNA of Xenopus laevis (African clawed frog), 1057 nucleotides long. RefSeq names its product N-acetyltransferase 14 (GCN5-related, putative) L homeolog (gene nat14.L). The transcript has 3 exons. Bases 220 to 840 code for a protein of 206 amino acids. NCBI's taxonomy places the organism in Eukaryota, Metazoa, Chordata, Amphibia, Anura, Pipidae. Gene Ontology annotation, cellular component: membrane. The record is from RefSeq and is a predicted model, not a curated record. Gene Ontology annotation, molecular function: N-acetyltransferase activity; acetyltransferase activity; transferase activity.
ACGCUAGAGAAACUGGGCGCUAGAGCAGUUUAUAGCUGCUGAAUAUAUCCUGUUGCACAGCCCAGCAGCAGGCAUUUACUAUAGGACACCCCCCCUCCUCCAGCAGCAGCUGCUAUACAGACCCUCCCACUCACACACUGGCAUUAUGGAGUCCCUGGCUGGAUGAGACAAAGCUGUAAUCCAUGAAAGGAAGAGCACCAACUUGGCAAAGCCCUUAUCAUGCCCUUUAUCAAUGAGAGCCAGCUGUCUGUGCGGGAGAUGCGGGAGGAGGAAGCACCUGUGGUACUGGAAAUGCUCAAGGAUGGCUUUAAGGAUACAGAGAACCGUUUAAUCCUCUACAUUCUGACGCGGCCUAUGACUUUACUGCUUAUGGCUAUAGCAAGUAGCGGUCUGCGCUUCUUCCUCAACUCCUUUUGCGUUGCGCUUGUCAUUCCUGUUCUUCUCACGAUUGUGGGCCUGAAGUUAUUGCUGUGGCGCUCUCCCGACCUGAAGCAGAUCUACUCAUAUUACAGCAUUGGCCAACGCAAAAUCUGGGUGGCAGUGUACGACCAAGAUGACAUCUGUGGGUGCGUGGCGCUUGAGCCUACCCAAGAUUCUCAGUCAGUUGAGCUGAAGAGGAUGUCAGUCAGCCGCUGGUACAGACGGUCAGGAGUGGGAACCCAUCUUUUAAAGUUCUUUGAGGGCCAUGCUAAGAAGAAAGGCUUUCAGUGCAUCGUGCUCUACACUUCUGUGGUCGCAAAAGCAGCCACUGGACUCUUUAUGAAGUGCGGAUACAAAGUCACCGACGGCUGGAAUUGGCUUGGCUACACUAUUGUGCAGGAGUUUAGGAAAGACAUUUAGCAGAUUGCAGUAGGACUGUACAAAUGCCUGUAGUGCUUUCUGGUGUGGCCCUGGCAAAUAUUUCCUUUUACAGGGAGUCCUUGAGUUACAUCUGACUUACAUACAACUCAUACUUGCAUACAGAGGCUAUUACAGUAAUGUACUAUGGUUUGCGUGGCCUUUAUUAAACAGUAACCUCAAAAAAUUUAUGUUUUAAAGUAAUAAAAAUAUAAUGUAA